Mya arenaria is the source of this 13780-nucleotide messenger RNA. RefSeq lists its product as uncharacterized. Lineage: Eukaryota; Metazoa; Mollusca; Bivalvia; Myida; Myidae. Bases 106 to 4254 code for a protein of 1382 amino acids. The transcript is spliced from 14 exons. The record is from RefSeq and is a predicted model, not a curated record.
GGGAUUUUCAAUGUUUUGAAUCCUUGACAAGUAUUUUUCAGUUAACUGCAUGUCUUAAUACGUUGUAAAUAACUGUAUUUUUUUGCAGCAUCACCAUUUGUUGCAAUGGCCUCAAAAGAAAAUGUGCCACCAGUAUCUACAAGGAAGAGCAAACUACCAGUACCAACCAGCCAACUGAAGUCUGGCGCAUCACAAAGAGGAAUCAAACGAGACCUCUCUCCUUCCUCUGGACCAAGUGCUGUGAAGAGAUCUCCAAUUGGGGCGCACAGGAGAGUACUUGGGGAACUUCCUAAUGACCAGAGGCAGAUAGUUAAAGCUCAUCAUAACCUGAAGAGGGCAGUUUCAGGAACAGGCAGCAAGGCCAGAAAGAAGGUUGCUUUUGAAACAAGUUCGAAGACACGGAAACCUAUUUUGAAAGAGGCUAGGAAGCAGACAGCGAAAGGGAAAAAUGUUUUGGAUGAACAGAAAGGCGUUCACUUUGAAAGAGAUGACGCUGCACUCGCCAGUAUAAUGAAUGAGACGGGAAUAGUCCUUCCGCAGAAUAAUUCAGUUCCUGUGACCAGGCACACCCUGGCCGCCACUCCCAGGUCCAAGGGUAGUAGCAUUGCUCCCGCAGGACGAGUACCAAUACAGGAUUUCCAGCGAACAUGUGACGAUUUCCUGCAGAGAAAUGCCCCGCCUGCGAGUAAAAAACCUCGCCUUAAUGAUGCAGGGAAAAGUGACUUCAACCUGCAGCCUUUAACUCCAUCGAAGACGGACUUCUGUUCCAAGUUUGGGGUCCAGAAAAAUGAACUGUUCAAACAAGGUCCAGCCUCCAUUGGGCGUCAAAGCCUCCCAGCCAGUAGACAUCUCUCCAACACCAUUUCCAACCCCUUUGCUGUCCCCUCAAGGCCCAGUCUUGUUUCCCAGGGGCCUGCUAGGGUCCAGAGGGAAUUAUCAAUCCCUGAAACUCCUAAAAACCCUUUUGACAUACCUGCAGGAGCAGGAAGGAAAUUUUCGACAUCCAACACUGCUACUUUUGGACAAGAAAGUUUAAACAAUGGUAAUGGUCAGAACUCGGCUAGUUUCAAAAGGUUCAGCUUAGCUGGAAGAACACCUCUAAAUGGGUGUGGGGAUAGUUUUGGAGCAGGAAGGGUGAGUUUGUCAGCAGUUACUCCACAAAGAGUUCUGAUUAGCAAAAAUGAUGGAGAUGCAAUCACUUCAAGCACUGUACCGAUUGGGAGAUUUAGCCUGGCUGCCUCAACACCCAUGCGCGUAUUAAAGGAAGUUAAAGAAGAUGAUAUCAGUGGGUCUGAUUCAGUAUUUAGAAGUCACUCGAAACCUCCCCCUUUUUCUGUUGGGCGUUUCAGUGUUUCCGCUCAAACCCCUCAGCGUGUGUUAAAAAACAAAAGAGACAACAAAGAUAAAUUUGAAAGCAUUGGUGAUGGUUCAGUAUUCGAAAAAAGUAUUAUUAAUAGUACUGAUAAGAGGAAAACUCCAGGGUUCUCUGUGGGUAGGUUCAGUCUAGCAGCCCAAACACCGCAGAGGAUUUUAAAGACAGACAAAAAUGGGGGAAAGCAAAUUAAUGGUGACAAUACUGAUGUUGAUCCCUGUGCUAUGGGUAUGCAAUCUCUUGACAGUGAGGCACAAAGGAUCCCUGCAUUACAACAAUUUGGAGGAAGAGUGUCUAUCACAGGAAGACAAAGUUUCGCUUCCCAAACGCCAGGAAGAGUCCGGAAAGAGAUGAAAAAUGAGGACUUUGAUAGCGGCGCCAUUGCAAGGCAUGGAGGUGAUACCUGUGGUGAUAAUGUGGUUGAUGGUUCGAGUAUUUGCAGAACUGAGUUCCUUGGAAAUGUGGAGCUGUCCAUUGUCAAAGAGGAGCCUGUAGAUGUCCAGUCCAUUUCCCAAACUCCAAAGCAAAAGAACCCCAAGCUCCAGGCUUCCCACUUAGCUACCCCAAAUAUAUCCACCCCAGGGAGAGUACCCAAACAUUUGGCCCCUCAGAACCAAUCAUGUGGUACCCCAUCCACCCCUGCGGGAAGGGUACCUGUGGCUCCUAGAACACCCCAGUUCACUUCAGGAAGGGUUCCCAAGCAUCUGGCCCCUAAGGACCCCUCAACCCCUUUGACGCCAGCAGGUAGGGUCCCAGUGGAGCCCCGAACACCCAAGAUUACCCCGGACAGGGUUCCUCGACCCCCUUUUAUUGUGGACAAGAAGACACUGGCACAGAGGGUGCUGGUUACACCGAAAAUGUCAAAGACACUGAAAUCCACAACAGACACUAUGCCAGCAAGUGAUCCCUCCAACAAGGAGGAUAAGGAGAACUCAUGCCCCCGUAAGGCUGCACCUGGAUCAAGAAAACCACUGACCCCUAAUACCCCCAACACAGACAUUCGAAGUUUCUGGAAGACAAAGAAGACUCCUAACAAGUCACCAAUAAUCAAAGAAGUGCUGGACGAAGAUGAUGAACUUACAGCGGAAGUCUCAGAUACAAGGGAGAUAGAUGAUGAGCAGGAGAGUGUCUUCCUUGGCUUGAGGAGAAAGAAGAAGUUGACCUGGGCCGAUGCACUGGCGAAAAGUUGCAUUGAAAAUGAGGCGGAAAUGGAACAGGAUGCAUUUGCAGAGUGCAACAGUGUAGUACACCAAGAUGAGAUGCAGGACUAUUCUCCUAGGGAGAAAUCUACAUCAACACCUGAAAACACAUCCCAUAAUUCCAUUGUCUCUACCUCUUCCCAUAAUUCCUCAGUCUCAAUGCAACUUCCUGUCAGCAUUUUGGCUCCCAGCUCCAGCAAUGUAGUCGGCCAUGAUUUGCAGCCCAUAAAUGGGAACCAAUUUGGAAAAGAUUCAAAUUUACCUGGCUCCUCUUCGGAGAAAUGUGGCGUGACUCAGCUAGCCGGAUCGGCCAUGGUUGGGACUGACUCACAUGUGGUGAGUCAACAGAAUCUGGGCCAUGGAAGUCAGCAGACACAGCAGUCUGCAAACAAUGACAAUAACAACAAUAAUGAAGAAAUUCUCCGACUGCAAAUUGAACAAGCAACAGAAGAAAAAAUACUAUUGAGUCUUGAAGUUGCAAAACUAAAAGCACAGUUAGACACGCUGUCACAAAAUCAGAACUCUGAAAACACCGAACAUGGCAAUAGCACCUCUGAUAGGGAACCUUUGUUUGUAAGUUAUAAUACAACUGCAGGAGAUUUGAAUGCAAACGUUUCAAAUGGUGAAUAUGAACGUCAGUUUACUGCACCUAAAAUAUCCAUCACCUCUCAGGGAAAUAACCACAGGGACUUUAAUUCAAACAUGACUGUAAAUACCUAUAUUGAAAAUGCUUCAGAAGUAAGUGGACAGUUAACGGUGUGUCCAACUGGUUCCAGUCCUAUAAUGACUGGAUUUUCUACACCAAAAAGGCAAUACCCUACUGAAGAGGAUGAUAUUAACCUUACGCCGUACAUUUUAGCAAAUCCAAAGCAUUCAGAUCACACAAACAAUAAUGGACUUAACUCAGAUCAGCUAAUGUCGCAAUUUGCACAUGUUGAAAAUGUCCCUGAAAAAAGAACCAUUGAUUUUGAAGACAAAACACAACCAGAUAUUUAUUCAAAAACAAGUGUGCAAUAUGCUGAACCGCCUUUGUGGACACCACUGGCUAUGAAAACUGUGGCCAAGAGGUAUAAACAGGAUAACAGCUCUGGAACCAAUGACAUUCAUGGUGCAACUGGUGAAACUCAUGAAAAGAAUAUAUCAAAUAUUGAUGUUUCUAACACAGGUGGGCUGGUACCGCCUGAAAAAACACUUGGUCCUGCAACUGAGUCACAAGAAGAAAUUUUCCAAAAUGUUGUACAAAAAGAAAUGUCAGACUUCAAUACUGCAAAAGGUCUUAAGACGCCUCCCUCAACUAAAAGACAUUCCGCAUUUAGAACUAUUGCCAAUAAAACUGGGUUGUCACCUUCUGUUGGUGCUCUGUCCUUGAAAGCAAACACAGGGAAUAAAAAGUGUGGUGCAGUCCAAAAGCGCUUGGGGACAUCUUUGGUCAGUGCUGUUUUGCGAUUGGCUGAUGACAGGUACCUGGAGGCUUUAUUAGAUGACGAAGUUGAGUUGUACGCUUGCCGUCUUGUGCUGCCGAUUGUUGGAUCAGAUAGAUGCUGCAACCCCGUUAGCACAAUGCUCACAGACGGAGAUGAUAUGCAUUUCAUCCCCAUAGAGACAGAAAUCCAACCGUCUCCACCCAAUGGGACCAUCCAGGGGUCAGCUUUUAGCAAGGUCGUGAGCAAAAGGGCGUGUUGAAAUAUCACUUUCAGUUAGAGAUCGAGGUCACUGUAAGCAGAGGUCAAAGGUCACAAUCAGCUAGAGAUCAAGGUCACUGUAAGCAGAGGUCAAAGGUCACAAUCAGCUAGACAUCAAGAUCAUUGUAGCAUGAGCCGAGACCAAUGUCAACUAGGUCAAGUUCAUGUUGGCAAGAUGUGAAGGUGAUACCAGCGAGAGGUCAAAGUGAAUUUUACAUCAAUCUUGCAUAUCAACUAGGUACAAUUAAAGUGUAUUUUCAAGGUCACUUAUGCCAAGAUGCAAGAUGUGAAGGUUAUUCAAGUGAAAGGUCAAGGUCACUUAAAAUGAAUCAAAAUUAUAAGCAUUGAGAGAAAAAUUAGAAAUAUUAUGUGAACAUUAAUGCAAAAAUGUUAAUAUCAUAUUAAAUUAUUACAUGUGUUUACUAAAUGUUUUUUAACAAUAGUAAGGCUUAACAAAGAAGUUGUUUGUUUCCGUUUUUCCCCGAUCAACUUUUUUAACCUAAGUCUUGUAUUGCCAAUGCACACAUUAUUUGAAGCAAAAAUGUACAGUUUUUGUAGAUUACUAAAUCUUAGACAAAAUGGCAACAGUGUUAAGUGUGAAAAUAACAUUGUGACCCAGCUUUGGCAAUAAAAAAAUCUGACCUACUUACAGUAUUAUUUCUGGCAGUGAAAUAGGAAACAAGCAAUAUUUGUUUUGGCCUAACCACGUGGUCUUUACAUUUUUUAUAUAAUUACUAGCAUUAUAUGUUUAUGCAUAAUCUACAUGUAUAAAUUGUUCUUCGGAUGAUCCAAUGAAACUGUGUUUUUGAAGAUGAAAGGUCACCUUUUUGACCUGGAUUGUAUGGGAGUCAUUUGUUUAAUAAUGUUUUUUGAAAUAUGAGCUGUUUAUCAUGUUGCAUGUUUGUAAAUUUCUAUUUGAAACUAACAUAUUUCAUUACUGCAGUGUUAAUAAAGUUAGACAGAAGCGUUUCAAAAGAAAUUCAUUGAUGUUUUUGUGUCUUUAAGAUAUUAAUUGUAAAUUGCAGUUUCAUUCAUGAUGAUUCAAGUUCUUGUCAAAUAAUAACUGUGCUACAAUUUCUUAUCCAAUUUUGUGUUUGACAAAUGUGUUUUAUUUUAUUUAUUUUAUGACUGUAAUAUAUUUCUUUUUUGGUUGUUUUUUUUUGUACCAAAAUGUGAGUGAUUUUUAUGUACAAACCAGUUUAUUGUAAUUUAUAUAAAAAUAAAUAUAUAAUAUAUUGGGGUUUGAAUGUAAAACUGUUAAAUUUCUGAAUUGAUGCAUUACUUAAAACAAAGUCUCGGCAUCAGACCCUAAAAUUAGUAUAACUUAAAGAUAAGUACCGUAUGAUUGUUUAUCUGCGUGUAUGUAUAAAAAAAAAGAUUUAAUUAAAGUGAGAAAAAAUAGAAAUAAAAUUCCAUAAAUUUAUCAAAAUAAAAGUUACUGUUAUAAAUGUUCAGUUCAGUUUCUGUUACAAUUUUAUUGUUUUAUGUUGUGUAGGAAUUUUUAGUUUCUUUUAGUCUUUAACAAUAAAACCACUAUUCUUUUUGAUGUUUGUUUUUUACACUUAAUGUUGGAUAUAUUGUUUUUGUUUCAUUUUAAUAUUUUCUUGUGGUAUUCAUUGGUUUUAAUAACUUUGGAACAUAUUUUUUUUAAUACUUAAUUAACAGUUUUCAAACAUUUUUUGAGAGCAUUUCCAUUGUCACAUCUGCAAAGCACAAAUAACUCAAUUUUAUUAAAAAUCAUUUAAUUUUUCUUUCAACAUCGAUAUGAAGGAUUAGUUUUUGUCUCAUUUGCACCCUGUAGCAUUGUAAAUGUUAUUUUUUAUUAUCAGGAAAAAUGUUAAAGCUAAACAGUGUAUAAAAGCACUUAAAUGCGCUGUAUGGAAUUUAAAGUUAAAUUUAAUAGAAUAUAUACUAAUGCACAAAAAUGUGUAAAUUAGUUAUAAUUCUACUUAAACAGCUGUCAUAGAAAUUAGACUUACGAUGAACAAGCCAGUUUUUUGAUGCAGGGCUCGCUGGCAUGUGCUAAUUUUGACCAUCAGCAACAGAUAUUUUGUCAUGCAUCAUUGUCAGAACAUGGAUGCUCUAUAUACAUGUAUAUAAGUGUUGUAAGUAAAUCAUGCUUGAUUGCUCAUUUUCCAUACCUCAUGUUGAUACAAAUAGCAUUAUUACCUCACGAUUGGAUAAGUAAAAACUGUACAUUGAUUUCAUUUUGGGAGGUCCUUUUUUCAUGAUUUUUUUAAAAAUUGCUAGGGUUUUAAAAAUUUUGACACCAUUAUUUACAGGGAUAAGGUGGCAUAGAGGUGAAAUUUUUCGCUUGUGCCACAACUAACUUUCUUGUUUCCAGGGCUUGGUUAUCUUGUGGCCAAGACUAACAAACUGGUUUCAAGACUAACAAACUGGUUUCCACUACUUAGUACUUCAUGGGCAUGAUUUUAAGAUAACUAUAAGUUGUGGGAACAAAAUAGUAUUUAAUAUUAAAAUGUGGCAACUACAUAGUAAGCCAUGAGAGCGAGUAAGUAAGUCGUGGCCUUGAGAAAGAAAUGACAUGUUCACACAUGUCACCUAUAUGCCACUCUACAGGAGUGAUAACAUUCAGGAUAAUCCUGAAACAAGGGUUGAGAGCUAUACAAGUCAGAAAGCUGUAUUAUUAUCAAGACCUUUUUUGCUGGACUUUUGCAUUAUUAAUAGUAGGUAAGAAGUAAGUUGGAAUCAAUACAAUUGGCUUUGGGCCUGUUUCAAUAAGAUUUCUUCAAGUUUUAAACCUUAUGUUGCUAAACAUUGAUCAGGUAUUUUUAUUGAAAUGCAGUUUAUGACAAAACAAGGCUUUGCCUCAAAGUUUACAACUUUAAGCCUUAUGAUCUUUAUUGAUAGAAAACUAUUUUUCACAGUUCGGAUUUUCAGUCUGUUAUCAUUGCUUUGUAAUCAGUGGCCAACAUUGUUAAGUCAAUGAUUUUGCUUUUAAAAAGGUUUAAAAUUUGUGAAAAAAUCUCAUGAAUGAUAAACUCACAAAAUUUAAUCAAUGUACAGUAAAAGGGUUGAAUAUAUGGUAGUUUAUUUUUGUAUUUUUGCUUUAUAAUUGUGAGGUUGAGAAAUUGAAAUUGAAUUACAUAAAUAUGCUGCUGACGAAUUUAUCUGUUACUGUUAUUAUUUUUAACAAAACUGAAAAAUAAAAAUAAUAAAACUUUUUUUUUAUGAUAUAUUUCAUUACUGUUUUUCUAAAACCUAAUUGUUAUUAUCAAAAUGUAUUAACUUAUUAUAAUAUUAUAAGAUAUUAAAGUUAUUUGGAUUCAGGUAUCUGAGGCUUUUUUUCUCCAAAAUUCAUGCAAUAAAAAAGAGUUGUUGUUUUUCUGCCAAGACCAUGUUAGAUUUGUUGAUUUGAAACUAGAAUGCGAUAAACUGCUGAAAAAUAGGAAACAAAUAAUUGUGUUUCUUUGGUUUUUAUAAAUGCCCUAUAUUUCCUAUGAAUAACUGGUUCAUAUUUGGUCAUAUAACACAUUUCACCAUGUCAGACAUGUUUAUAAGCGGGGUUCAUACAUGUAUUGAACAAGAAUUGUUAAAAUGUUGUUAAACAUGAAAUGUUGUUGUGUUAACUCGAAUCCCAUUGGCUCGAAUUCCAUGGGACUGGCCAAAUUACUUUGAGCCUAGAUAAUAUAGAGCCAGGCAGGAGAGCUUUCAUAGAGUUGAAAAGUUUGAGCCAAUGAGGAAAUCAAGCCAGAUGAUAUCGAGCCAAUGGGUUUCGAUUGUUUUGAAAAAAAGAUGUUUGGUGAAUCUGUUUGUAUAUUUUUGAAAUAAUCUGUACAAAAAAGAUUUCUCAGGGUUGAUUUUGUUAAAAUGAAAUAGAUGUUCAAGAGUUUUGCAAAAAAUGUGGUUCAAAAUUGCCAUGCAUGCAAAAAUGUGGUAAUAGGAAAAAAAUAUGAAAGAAGAGUGUGACAUAAAUUAAUUAUCAAGAGAAGAGAGGAAAUAUAUGAUAGUUAAGACUGGAGCUGCAAAGAUCAUACACCAGGGCCUUUGGCAUGUGUAUUUUUCAAUUAUGGGGGUUGGGGGAGAUGUAACUGUUUUAUACCAUUUUGUCAAGUACAGCAUUCAAUAAACAGCAUCAAUUAUAUUGGUAUAAGCAAAUUAACCUAAUUUAUUCCCAUGGUAGUUAUAGAAUGGCUACACCCAUUCUAUUUGUGACUGUUCCAAGACAGGAGUUCAUGUGUAGACCAAAAAGAAAGCCAUUUCAAACAUGUUACUAUUCAAUUUGUACAGUCAAACAUUUUUAUGAUGAACAAUGUAUCAUAUUGAAUAAGAAAGUCAUGUUUAUAUACAGUUGAGAAUGAAUGAAAUGCCUGGGUUGUCCUUAAAAUUGCUUAGAUAUGUGUGAAAACUAUUUGUUGCAUUCCUUGAAAUUUUUGGAAAGGCAAAAGGUACUCUUUUUAAUGAAAAAUAAGAUGUGUACAAACAAUAAAGUUAAGUUUGCAACACACGUUUUAAUUAUAUAGUUCAGUGUUUGUUUAUAUGCAUUUAUUUAUUUAAAUUUUGUAUGGUCCAGCUUCACUGGGAGUCCACUUUUAAUUGAUAUAUGUAUAGUAACAAACUAUAACAAGCUAAGUGUUCAAAUUAUGUUUUGUCUACUGGCCCAGCCUCUGUUUGAAUCAGCAGAUCUACUUGUUUUCAAUGUGUCAGAAGAUACUUUAUUUUGCCCCAAGACAUACGUAAGGCUAUUGCAAACUGAACUAUUUCAGGCUUUGUUUGACUAAAUUCUGUUCAAAUUUGUGUCCACUAGUUCCUGUUUGGUGUAUGUUCAUAAAAGUAAAUAAAAUAACCCAAUUUCAACAAAACUUAAAAACUCUUUAAACCCUUACUAAAGAUUGUUUUAAAGCAAUUUACUGUUGACAUAAUGGUAUUCAUUCUCAUAUGAAAUGUAAUUCUUGUAUAAAUGGGUUAGGGUUAGUAUAAAUUGGUAUAAUUUAACAUGCAGAGAUCAUUUUUGUCAUCCCAAUUGGAUCAUCAUCAAGAACAUAGUUUGUUUAUGACUGUUUAUUAGAUUGUAUGAGAGUGAAAAACUUGCACUGAAGGCAAGUUCCAAUUCAGUUUUCCGCGAUCUCAUAGUACUAUAUUCCACAACCUCUUUUUGGUGUUGUAUUUUGUGAAAACCGGUUCUGACAAAACUCUCCUUUAAGUAGCAUACUUGAUUAUAAAUUUCAUCUUGUCUGUUUUUCGAAGGAAAAAAAGCCAGGCUUUAAUGGGCUUAGUAACUCUUACUGCUGUCAUUGUAGAUGGUGUUAUAUGAAAAAAGAAUCUAAGGUCAUAAAUAAAAAAUCAUUUAAAGAUAUACAAAUGAAACUUGGUACACAUGUAUUUAGAGGCAAAAAGCACAUGUUUAGCAAAGUGCAUAAUUCUUGCUGCAAAAAUCAUGUUGUUAUAUAACCUUUGUUUGACAAGACCAGAAACUUUAGUAUUGACAUUUUCACUCUUCGGAGUUCUUUUUUAUGAAAACAGAUUACUGGUAUUGAAAAAUCUGGUCUGACAUAAACUGUCACAAAAGCAGACUUAACUACAAAAACAUUUCUACAAUUGUGUAUGCCAACUUUUUUCAAGAACAUACUUGCUAUAGCCCCCCUCCUAAUGCUGUUUAGUUUUCGGCCAAGAACUGCAAGCUUUUAACCUGAAAGAUCUUUCAUUUAAUGUUUUGACAUCUAAUUUUGUAUUUGAAAGACACUACAAAUACAUUCUAUGAAUAUAAUAUAGUACAGUUAGUGAAAUUAAGACAAAUUUACAAUUCAAAUGAAACAACUUAUAGAAAGAUGGUGCCUAUUUUGACACUCACAGUGACAUCAUUGAGGUCAGGUCCAGUUUGUUUGCUGUUAUACUGUUCGAAAUAGAUGCGCCCACUUAGGGAUCUCUGUUUUAUUAUAAACUGUUGAAGGGUUAUAAUAAAAUAUUUAUUAAAAGUGAAGUAAAAAAGUGCUUUUUUGCUUUGUUAAAUAUUACAUGGUCUACAAACUACUCUCAGGAGACUUCACAUUUUUUGUAGACCUGGCUCUCAAGAAAUAAGAAUACAGAAAUGGAUAUUUUAUUGUUAACUUCAAGACUUUGUCCUCUAAAGACCUAUUAAAUAAAUCAAAGCAGAAUUUGUUCCAAAAUAUAGCUUUACCCCAAGGUAGAAUUACAUAUAUUGCUAAGUGUAUAAGGUGUUGUAUAAUUUUGACAUGUACACCAUUGAUCGUUAGUCUUAUAUCUAGACAGUUCAUAUUGUCCAUUUUUUUCAAAUCAUAUUUUGACUUCUAAAUUAACUGUUAAUUAUUGAACCAUUAUUUCGGGCUGUUAUUUUUGACUUGACAAAAACAUUUGGCAAUAUAGUUUGAUAAUUAUAUACAUUAUAACUUCGUUUUCAAAAGGAUGGUGUUUAAUUUUUUAUUGAAAUUUUAUGUAAGGGAAGUUGUUAAUGAAAAAUAAUUAAGCUUGAUUUAAAAACAAUGAUAGAAAAGGCUGAAAGAUGCAAAACAUUUUUAGAUUCUCACUCUGGUCUAAAAUCCCUUGUCUGAACAGUAAGCUAUGACGUUACAUUUUCUGAUUGCAUUUCUGCUUGUUGCAGUUCAAAAACACACCUUGUUCAUUAAAAAACCAAAAGGCAAGCUUUGGUUUUUCCAAUAUGCUUUCUUGGUUAACACAUCUUCGUAAAUCAGAAAACAGCAUCAAAUUUAAAAUAGUUCAAAACUUUAAUGAUCGUGGAGAUUAUGUCCGGAGAAAAAGGAAAACAUUAAAUACACACAUUUACAUUUAAAAUAAGGAUGAGAAUCUAAAAAUUAAUUCUCUGGGCUGGUAUUCAAUAUUGGUUUUAAUUGGAUCUAAGAACACUGUAGCUCAUCAGAUUACUUGUUAUUAAUAACUGACCAAUCGUGUGAAUGAAGUCAAUGAUGUAUAACCAUAAGAUUGACUUAAGUCACAUAUUGAAUACCACCCUGGCCUUAUUUAGGCUAAUACAAAAUAGAAGACUUAGUGUUUGUUGUAAAAGUUUUACAGUUGCCAUAGGCAUGUUUGCAUGUUCGUCGUCAAGUUUUACUGAGAACUCAUUUAUUUAUCAAUCAUUAAAUUGUUGUUAUCAAAAUCAUUAAAAUACAUAUUUUUAACAUAGUUUUUCUGGUGAUAAAUACAAAAUGAACAUAAUAGAGUACAAGUAUUUAUUUUUCUUGUAUUUCUAUGUCAUUUGCCUUAACUAAGGACUGGAUAUAUGUCUUGCUUAAUAGCUGUGAUGAAGAUUGGUAGAAGAGUUGUUUCAUGUGGGUUAAAAAUUAUUUUGGCCUGCUGUAUUAUUGUGGGUAGGCCGGAUGUUUUCAACCUAUAAAACAACCAUGAGAUGAUCACUGUUUUUCCUACCAAAGUAUGAAGCAAUGUAAAUGCUACUAUUUGCAAGUGAACUCACAAAAGCAUACUUGUCGGUCACUAAAUAAAAUCCUGGUGAACAAGUCAUUUUGCAACAAAGAAACAGUCAAUUUGUACUGCUCCAAACGUGGUUUCAGCACUUCUAAGAGAUUCGUUUGUAACUGUGCCGUCAUAAUGAGUGUUGUUCCAAGCUACAAUUUGAUUGGUCAGUUGAUGUAAAAUUAUACCAAUUCAAACUGUAAAUUUAUGGAUGCCUUGCGGAAUAUGAGCCCACAUCUUUAGUAUUUAGUUCAUGGUGAUAGUCUAAGUAUUAUGCCAAGCUCUGAUGACUGCGGUUUACCAACUGGCUAUAGAUGUAGCACUUGAUCUGAAUGGAAAUUCCAUCAUCUAUUGGCAAGACAUUUGUUCAGUCCCUGGUUACAUACAGAAGACCAAUUACAUACACUGGUGUUUUCUGGUGCUGCAUUGUACAAGGUGAUAUACAAUGUCCCACCAACUUUUACAUUCUACUUUGCUGUGUCAUUUCACUUUGUUUCAUUCUUUAAUUCAUGCUGUAUCAUUAAACAAUCUAAAUCAAUGUUGUUUAUUCUAUACAGUGUGCAUCAACAUUUUUACAUUCUAGAAGCAAUAUCUUUGGACAAUGUACAAAGUGAUGUAUCAUGUUGUUUUUUCUAUUAAGAGAAGAAUACCCAUACCCAUACUAAAUUCAAAUAUGGAAUUUUGGCAUGUAGAUGUUUGAAAUUUGAAAAAAAAGUGAAGAAAUUAACAGUACAUUUUAAGUAAUAAGUAAUGGAUAAAGUGAUCAAUUAUUCAAAUAUUAUUAUAUAUAAGCCAGCUGUGUGAGAAAUGCCUCCAACUUUUAAUAUUUGGCCAAAAUGAACUGAUUUUUUUUUAUAAAUAUUCAUUUGGAAUUUAAAUUGGAUUUUUUUAUACUUUCUGGCAUUGGAAAUAGAGCCAAAUAGCAGAUAUAAAAACUGCUGAAAAAGCCAUGUGUAAAAUGGACUAACUUUAACAUUCUUUGCUUUAAUGAUAGCCUUUCGCUUUGCAAAAUGGUGAAAUACAUUAUCAACCAACAUAAUUAUUCAUUUUCACCAAUUCUCUACAUUCUUCACAAGAUAUUACAUACCCAUUAUUAAUCCCUGUUUGAAAACCCUCACAAAAUGCACAUGACCCUACUGCACAGAGUGGAGUGGACUACCAUUCCAGUCAUUUCACAUCAUAGUCAUUGGAAAAAAGAGUAGCAAAUCUGAAGUUAUUCUCAGAAAUAUAUGAUAGCAGGUCAGCUUAUUUUCAUAGCCAUAAAACACCACCAUCUUCGUAAAGUUUCUAUUAGAAAUAACUUUCUUCUAACCUUCUUUAGACGUGAUCUUUUUUUAAUAUACAUUUAUUAAAACAACACGAGUAAAUCGGCAAUGCUACCUACAUUUCAGCAAUAUAAAUCGGUUUCUUUAAUCUGUAUUCCCUUUCUAAAAAUCUACAAGAAUGUCAGUGUGUGCAAAACCAUCUCAAAUACUAUUGAGAUAUGAUAUUUUUGACUUAUUGUUAACUUAAAAACGAGGUGUAUAGUAUUUGACUGAAUAUUCUGCAACAUUGCAGAACAAUUCUUAACAAUUGCUUAAAUGUAUAAGUAUUUUCCUGAAAACUCAAAAUAAGUUUCUCUAUCACUGUUCUGAAAUUAUAUAAAAUUUAUUUCAUUAGAUGGGUUUCCUGUUUACCCUGUUUAAAAAAUCUGUUAAAUUAUGCAUUUAAGAUAAAUAAUGGUUUCGUCUUGAGAUUUCCAUUUGCAAUUUAAUGAUCUGAGAAAUUAUUUUCCUUAUUAUUGUGCAUGUUUCGAGACAUAAAAUGCCUUAAGUAAGGCUAGUCGUGGUGUUAAUAUCUUUUGUUCACCAACUAUUCUGUUUUUGUGAUAUAUAAAUCUUGAUGCAUGUAAUAUUUCUGUACAAAUGUGGCUCUGUGUAGUGGGAAAGACAGUUUACUGUGUGAUUUAACAUCUAUGAUCAGGGCGAAAGCAAAAAGGUUCUAAUUGACAUCAAAUAAAGACCCUUUUCGUGUUAACCCUUCACAUUGCUACUAUGUUAUAUAAUGGUUACUUUUUUUCUCAGUAAAGUUGACAAUUGUAUUAUGUUUUUACCAUCAGCAAUAAAAUCCUCAUGUUUUCA